CCUCUUGCCUCUCAGCACCCCCUCCCCCGCGGACCAACCAAAACGUUUUAUCAUGAAAGCGAUUUAAUUAGCUAUAUUUUAUUAUUUGUUAUCAGUCUAAACAUUAGUACUGGAAUGCGACGACUGGUAAAUCAGACCCGAGUCUCUUCGCGUAAACAAUAACCAUUAUCGCAUCAUUAGGUCCGACGCAUCCAGUCAUGUUUCUUCUGCAUCCGCUGCUGCAGAUCUCUGUUUUGCUGGAUGCGACGUUGUGGCUGGCGGUUUCUGCCAGCCCUACCGAUGAUAAUGUACUGCGGGCCGGCCAUGGAGAACACGGAGAGCCGGGGCACGAAGAACCACAUAAGGAUUCCUACAGCACAUUCGCCUCCGAGUUCCUUGAGUCCAGAUACCUCUCAGAUGAAGGUUACCCCUUCCCAACUGCACCCCCUGUAGACCCAUUUGCCCGCAUCAAAGUAAGCGACUGUGGAAUAACCAAAGGAUGCAUCAGAUAUGGCAAACCAGGCUGUGAUGCAGAGACCUGUGAGUACUUCCUGAGUUUCAGACGCAUUGGCACAGAUGUGGAAUUCGAGAUGAGUGCAGACACUGACGGAUGGGUUGCGGUCGGCUUCUCCUCUGACAAAAAAAUGGGAGGUGAUGAUGUCAUGGGUUGUGUUCAUGACGAUAAUGGACGUGUACGGAUACAUCAUUUCUACAACGUGGGCCAGUGGGCCAAAGAAAUCAAGCGCAACCCAGCACGGGACGAGGAGGGCAUCUUUGAAAACAACCGCGUCACGUGUCGCUUCAAACGGCCUCUUCAUGUGCCGCGGGAGGAGACACUGGUGGACCUGCACCUCAGCUGGUACUAUCUGUUUGCUUGGGGACCUGCAAUACAAGGUUCCAUCACAAGGCAUGACAUUGACUCCCCGCCAGUGUCAGAUCGCAUGAUUAGCAUCUAUAAAUACGAGGACAUUUUCAUGCCUGCCACAGCCUAUCAGACAUUCUCUUCUCCCUUUUGCCUCCUCCUCAUUGUUGCUCUUACCUUCUACCUGCUGAUGGGCACACCAUAACCAGCAAAACCAUGCCAGUGAAAGAAUAAAGCAUUCAUACAACUAACAAUGAAGCCACAAUUAGCACAACUGUGUGCCAACUUUACAGUAUUAGAAGCAGGCAGCAAUACAUCGCGAUUCUACAAUAUCCUCAAUCUGCGUACACUAAGAAGGCAUUUGAACUGUGGGUUAAUAUUCAGUUAUAAACAAGCAAUGAUUCUCAUUCGGAGAAGAGAGAGUCAAACAUACACUUAAUAUAUAUUACAGUAUAUUUUAUUUUGAUAAAAUAGUAGAAAAAGUCCAAAUGGAAUGUUAGGGUAGGUAUAGCCUACAAUAGUUGAAACAAUCUGAGCCACAUAAUUAUUAAUAUUCAAUAUACUUAAAGUGCAAAUUGUAUAUAACUGUCAAACCAAGCAGCUUACUGUUGGUCAAAGCUGUGAAUCCAUGAAAAACUUGAACCUGUUGCAAAAUCUGCAUUAUUUCGCCAAAACACAUGGAUUCCUAUUGAAACCACUGGAUUUCACCAACAAAAAGUUGCUGAAUAAUGAUAAAUGUGACCGUAUCUCUACAGUGGCACAUCAUGACACACUGUGUCCCACUACAGAGAAAUGAAUUGCCUUGUUCUAUUGAAUAGAAACAGUAGAGUUUGCCUGCUUUCCAGUGUUUUCCUGUGUAUUACAGCUCUGAUUAACAUUUAUUAAGGCUGUGGAUUUCAGAGUGAUGUAAAUUAAUGCCUGUGACUGCCUACGCAACUUACAGCAGUACAUCGUUGGCCCUACAGGGGCCCUACAAACACACAUAAAGUAUUCAUAAAACAUUACUGCCUUUCAGUGAGCCAAGCAUUGCCAACUCAGUAUUUGAUGAUGCAUGCCAGCAAACCAGCCUCACCUGAGCCAUUUAGAUCCAUGUCCUUUGGAAAAGAAUCAGUCCAGGAGAAAAUCAUCUGGUUUUCAUUUCAGUGAAUCAGAGACUUUCUAUACCAAGGACUUCAUGCCACUGCAAAACUUAUAGUCCAACAAAUAGUCCAAGAACUGAUUGCUGCCUGUGUAGAAAGAUUUGGAUCACACCAGUUACACACACACAGUGUGUGUGGUUGUUUUCUGUUAAUUCUUUGGCGCUCUUCAAAAUGUCCUGUAAUUACAUUUGUAUAACAGACUGAAGAGCAACAUGUAAAGAUGUUUAGACAGGUAUUUAGUUUUAAAUACGUUGCUGCUUUCACCUUAAGGCAUAUAGUGAAAUGCAUUUGGAGAAGUAAUGCGAUUCAUUUUUAAUGUGUGCUGGCCAGAGAUAAUCAUGUUAUGUAGCAUGAAUGGAGAUAUUGUAUUCCAGUGGUCAAGGAAUAUUAUGUUUGCUAUAUUUUAAUAUACUUUUGAAAUUUUGACAUCGACAGUAUUAGAGAUUAUGCAAUAAUGUGUGUGCGUAGUGAAGGACUGUGAGCCAUUGGGAUUUUACACAUUUGUCAUACAAGCUCCUACAUCAUUAGCA
Molecule: messenger RNA, 2510 nt
Organism: Labeo rohita (rohu)
Lineage: Eukaryota; Metazoa; Chordata; Actinopteri; Cypriniformes; Cyprinidae
Product: DOMON domain-containing protein FRRS1L
Exons: 5
Coding region: 198-1046 (282 amino acids)
Biological process (GO): regulation of glutamate receptor signaling pathway
Source: RefSeq, a predicted model, not a curated record